CCAAGUUUUGUUACUUAAGAUCAUCCAAUUUGCUUUCUGAAUGCUUGUCGCUACCGUAUGUACUAUCGCCAUUGCUCAAUUGCCUACAUCAAUAAAGGAAGUUCAGUCAUAAGGACCACUUGGUCUCUGGUUCCUGCAGCAGUAUCACAAAUUCAAUGAUAAGUAAGGAAGAUGUCAAAGAUUGCAGUGAUAAUUAUUGUAGCUGCGGGGGCUCUUGUAUUCGUCAUUGUAAUCAUGGGAUUCAUUUGGUUUUACAAAUCAUGUAAAAACUUUUCAAAAAGAAGUUCAGAGACUGGCUCCUCAGAUCCUUCUGCAUUAAUGGAGUGGAAUAAAGGAGCUGGGCCCAGUUCAUCAGCUAGCCAGUCUUUAUUUGAACCUCAAGGAGCAAGGCAAUUCAGACUAGAAGAGUUGGACCAAGCUACCAAGCAUUUCUCAGAUGGUAAUCUUAUUGGAUUUGGAAGUUUCGGUCCAGUCUAUAAAGGUUGGCUUCAUGGCAUUGUUGUGGCUAUCAAAAGACAUCCAGGGGCUCCUCGAGAGGAGUUCAUUGCAGGGGUAAAGUAUCUGUCAGAGAUUCGACAUCGGAAUUUGGUUACUCUUCUAGGCUACUGUCAAGAAAGUGGAUCUCAAAUGUUGAUAUAUGAAUGUAUACCUAAUGGAAGCAUCUGCAAUCAUCUAUAUGAUACCAGACGAGAGGCUCCAACUAGACUAGAGUUCAAGCAGAGGUUAUCAAUAGCUCUGGGGGCCGCUAGAGGUUUAUGCCAUUUGCAUAGCCUGCAACCCCCAUUAAUGCAUAAGAACUUCAAAACAGCCAAUGUCUUGGUUGAUGAGAACUUCACUGCUAAGGUUGCAGAUGCAGGGAUAGCAAUGUUACUUGAAAGGAUAGAAGAAGCAGGUCCAUCUCACAGUUCUAGCAUCAAUGUUUUCCGAGAUCCAGAGGCAGAUGCAUUGGGGAGCUUCACUGAAAUGAGUGAUGUAUACAGCUUUGGGGUGUUUCUUUUGGAGCUCAUAACUGGACAGGAGGAGGCCAUGCAUAUCGAUUACCUAAGAUCCAAUGAGAGCUUAAUUCAAUUGGUACAAUCACGGCUGAGUUCCAAUGAACUUGUGGACUACAGACUAGGUGGAACCUUUACUAUGGAUGGCAUUAGGGAUUUGAUCAAGCUGACACUAAAAUGCAUGUGUUUUCCUGGAAAAUGGAGACUGAAUAUGAAUAUGGUUGUGGUUGAGCUAGAAAGGAUCCAUGAAAAAGAGAUGGAACUGACAACAGUCAGAGGUGAAGGUACUUCAAAAAUUACUCUAGGCAGUGAGCUAUUUGCUUCAAAAUAAAGAUAGGCUUCCAAUGGAGCUUGUCAAGCUAUGGUCAAGCUUAGACUUACAGAAUAAUUUUUUUUUCUUGAAAAAAAAUCAAACUGUUUACAUGGUUGAGAGAAAGAGAAUAGACGUAGCCAGGUAUGGGUAUGGGUAGUCAAGUUCCUGCAAAGGAAUAGGACUGUAAAUUAUGGAUUUGAUUUUUCAAAUGAUGCAUAAUAUUAUCGGUGAUAUUGAU
This is a messenger RNA of Gossypium raimondii (Peruvian cotton), 1543 nucleotides long. RefSeq names its product receptor-like cytoplasmic kinase 176. NCBI's taxonomy places the organism in Eukaryota, Viridiplantae, Streptophyta, Magnoliopsida, Malvales, Malvaceae. The transcript is spliced from 8 exons. The record is from RefSeq and is a predicted model, not a curated record. Gene Ontology annotation, molecular function: ATP binding; protein kinase activity. Bases 172 to 1323 code for a protein of 383 amino acids. Gene Ontology annotation, biological process: protein phosphorylation.